Molecule: messenger RNA, 2244 nt
Organism: Helianthus annuus (common sunflower)
Lineage: Eukaryota; Viridiplantae; Streptophyta; Magnoliopsida; Asterales; Asteraceae
Product: nucleobase-ascorbate transporter 2
Exons: 14
Coding region: 472-2049 (525 amino acids)
Biological process (GO): transmembrane transport
Cellular component (GO): membrane
Molecular function (GO): transmembrane transporter activity
Source: RefSeq, a predicted model, not a curated record
CUCAAACUCACCCUGCAACCUUUUGCUUUUAGGGCUUUACAAUUCACCAUUGUUGACCCUUAAAGCUUUUCUUUUUCUUUUUCACUUUCUAUCUCAUUGGUCUCCCCCUCUUUUGCUUUCUUUUUCACACCAAUCAUCCAUUUUGGGUCUUGUUUUAGUCACUUUCACCUCCACAAAAAAAAACCUCAUUUUUAUCAAGAAUCCAAGAAUCUUGAACCCAUAUGUGUUGGAAUAACUUAGAAUCACAAAUCUUGAAAACCCCUUUUGUGUUUUGAUCCUGUCAUUUUCACAAAUCAAACCCAUAUGCCAAACAAGCAAGAAUCUUGAAUCUUGGUUUUGUUUCUUGUAAAGAUUCUUGAUUUUCAUUACAAAAACCCAUUUUGAGCAAGAAUCAUUUCUGGGUUCUUUUUAGUUUCUAAAAUCUGUUAAGGGUUUAUUUUAUUUUAUUUUAUUUUUUUGUAUCUGAAAGCUAUGGCAGAAGCUCCAAAAACAGAGGAUAUCACUCAUCUUCCAACUGACCAACUUCAAGGCUUAGAGUACUGCAUUGACUCAAAUCCCUCAUGGGGGGAAGCUAUAGCUUUAGGGUUUCAGCAUUACAUAUUAUCUUUAGGGACUGCUGUCAUGAUUCCAGCUUUUCUUGUACCUUUGAUGGGUGGUACUUCUGGUGAUAAGGUUAGGGUGGUGCAGACAUUGCUUUUUGUUCAAGGGAUUAAUACAUUUUUGCAAACACUUUUUGGAACAAGAUUACCAGCUGUUGUUGGGGGAUCAUGGGCUUUCAUGGUGCCUAUUAUUUCAAUUAUACAUGACCCUUCUCUUGUAGCCAUUGGGGAUGAUCAUAUGAGAUUUCUCGCUACAAUGCGAGCUAUACAAGGUGCACUUAUCGUGGCAUCGAGCGUGCAGAUAAUCUUGGGGUAUAGUCAGCUUUGGGCUAUAUGUUCAAGAUUCUUUAGCCCUGUUGGUAUGGUUCCGGUAAUUGCAUUGGCUGGUUUCGGUCUCUUUGACAGAGGAUUUCCUGUGGUUGGAAGGUGUGUGGAAUUUGGCAUACCGAUGCUAAUUCUUUUCGUCACAUUCUCUCAGUACCUUAAACAGUUUCAGGCGAAACAACUGCCAAUAUUGGAGCGGUUUGCGCUUCUUUUGACGAUAGCGGUGAUCUGGGCAUACGCGCACUUAUUGACUGCUAGUGGUGCGUAUAAACAUCAUCCAGAACAGACUCAAAUGCACUGUAGAACUGAUAAAGCUGACCUCAUAUCUGCUGCACCAUGGAUAAAGAUACCUUACCCGCUUCAAUGGGGUGCGCCAACAUUUGAAGCAGGGCAUGCUUUUGGAAUGAUGGCUGCGGUUCUGGUCUCCCUUGUUGAGUCGACAGGCGCGUAUAAGGCAGCCGCACGCCUAGCAAGUGCUACACCCCCUCCAGCUCAUGUUCUCAGUCGUGGCAUUGGGUGGCAGGGGAUCGGCAUUCUCUUGAGCGGUCUCUUUGGAACAGCAACUGGCUCAACGGUUUCCAUAGAAAAUGUUGGUUUGCUCGGAAGCACUCGUGUAGGCAGCCGAAGAGUUAUUCAAAUCUCAGCCGGUUUCAUGAUCUUCUUCUCGAUUUUAGGGAAAUUUGGAGCUUUGUUUGCAUCCAUACCUUUCCCGAUCUUUGCUGCGGCAUACUGCGUGCUAUUUGGUCUUGUUGCUUCUGUUGGAUUAUCGUUCUUGCAAUUUACAAACAUGAACUCAAUGAGAAACUUGUUCAUUGUGGGUGUUUCUUUCUUUCUCGGGCUAUCAAUUCCCGAGUACUUUAGGGAGUACACAGCUGGUGCUCUUCAUGGUCCUUCACAUACAAAGGCCGAAUGGUUCAAUGAUUUCCUCAACACCAUCUUCUUUUCAUCCCCAACGGUGGCAUUGAUGGUGUCGUUGUUUCUUGACAAUACACUAGAGUUGAAAGACAGUGCUAAAGACCGAGGGAUGCCAUGGUGGGCCAAGUUUAGAACGUUUAAAGGCGAUAGUCGAAACGAGGAGUUUUACACCCUCCCGUUCAAUCUCGACAGGUUCUUUCCACCAUCAUGAGUUUAAGGGUAGUUUUGUCAUUUUGCAAGAUUGAGAUUGUGCUGAUCACAAUCCCUUUUGGUUGGGAAGAGAGGGUGGGCAGCUAAGAGUUAGUUUAUGUUGUAUUAUUUUCAUGAGAUCAUGAUAUAUAUAGCAUGGUGUUCUAAGUUUCUUGUAAAUUUUUCGCCUCAAGUUUUGUUAGUUGUUUAUUUUUUU